This is a messenger RNA of Rhagoletis zephyria (snowberry fruit fly), 810 nucleotides long. The record is from RefSeq and is a predicted model, not a curated record. Lineage: Eukaryota; Metazoa; Arthropoda; Insecta; Diptera; Tephritidae.
AUGAGUACCAAAAAGUCUGGUAAAAGCAAGGCAAAAAGUGCGAUCAAGUCGAAAGCCUCCAAAUCGAAGGAGUCUGCAGCGCCGUCCAAGUCAAAGGUCAAAUCUGCCGGCAAGUCCACUGCAAAGGAUGGGGCUUCCAAAGAAAAGUCAAAGGAAAAGUCUGUCAAGAAGGAGGCGUCGAAAGUAGAAAAGUCCAAGGGCAAAUCCAAAGCUGAAAAGUCAAAAGAGGAAAAGUCGAAAGCUGAAAAGUCUAAGGAAGAAAAGUCGAAGGCGGAAAAGUCUAAAGAAGAAAAGUCUAAAGCCGAAAAGUCUAAGGGAGAAAAGUCGAAGGCUGAAAAGUCCAAAGGAGACAAAUCCAAGGCUGAGAAGUCCAAGGAGGACAAGUCAAAGGCGGACAAAUCCAAAGUGUCCAAGGUGAAGUCAAAGGAGAAAUCCGGCAGUGGCGACGCGAAAGCAAGCAAGUCCAAGGUGUCCACUGCCAAGGGCGCCGAUGCAGGCGGCGGCGGAGAGGGCGGAGGCGGAAAGAACGCCGAGGCGCUGGCAAAGAUAACCAAAGAGCUAGAGUCGCUGAAGGCAGAGAACGUGACGCCCAACGGCAAGGACGACCUGGACAAAAUUCAAACGCUGCUGAAGAACAUCGCCUACCGAGACAACGGAGAGAAGGGGCGAGUGCGUCAGGUGACGCUCAACGACCGCCAGAAAGCCGCCAUUCAGAAGGUGACCGGUCUGGAGUUGGGCGGCACCUGUGACGACAAGUCCAUCGCCGCGCUGAAGACUGACAAGUUGGACUUUGAGGUUUCAAAGAAGUAG